AUGGAGCCGCAGCUCCUCCGCAUCGCGCAGAGCCAGCGCACCCCCUUCGAGAAGCGCGUGUGGACGGCCCUAUGCCAGAUCCCGCGCGGCCGAGUGACGACGUACGGCUUGCUUUCUGCGUAUCUGGGGACGUCGCCGCGGGCCGUGGGAAAUGCGCUGCGGAGGAACCCGUUUGCGCCAGAGGUGCCGUGCCAUCGCGUGGUGGCGACGGGAGGGGCGCUGGGAGGGUUCAAGGGUAGUUGGCCCAAGGACGGGGAAGGGAUUACCAUUACGGAGAAGAAGAGCUUGUUGAGGGGCGAAGGGGUGAGACUUGACGAUAAGGGGAGGGUGCUGGGGACGGUGUGGUCUGGCUUUGAGUAA
Messenger RNA from Trichoderma virens Gv29-8, 360 nucleotides. RefSeq lists its product as uncharacterized. The coding region runs from base 1 to 360 and encodes 119 amino acids. Gene Ontology annotation, biological process: DNA repair. The record is from RefSeq and is a predicted model, not a curated record. Gene Ontology annotation, molecular function: methylated-DNA-[protein]-cysteine S-methyltransferase activity. The transcript has a single exon. Lineage: Eukaryota; Fungi; Ascomycota; Sordariomycetes; Hypocreales; Hypocreaceae.